GGAGGAGGAGCCCCUCGCCCUCGCCCGCGCGCCCCCGCCGCCGCGCUCCUUCGCGAGAAGAGGGAAGAAGAGGGCCAUGCUGGCGGGAUGCUGCGAGGAGCAGAUCUGCUGCUGCUGUGGGCCGGCUCCCUGCGGCCUAUGCUGCCCCUCCUGCCCCAGCAUCAAGGCCUCCACUGGCACCCGCCUCCUCUACAUGCUCUUCCACAUCUCUGCCUGCGGAUGCUGCUGCAUCAUGCUCUCCCGCACUGUGGCCAAGGCCAUUGAGGAGAAUGUGCCUUUUUACGCAGUGCUGUGCGAACACCUCCCGGGAAGCUCUGACUGCGACAUCCUGGUGGGCUACUCGGCCGUCUACCGGGUCUGCUUCGGCACCGCCUGCUUCUACUUGGCCCAGGCCCUCUUCCUCCUCAACGUCAAGUCCAGCAACGAGUUCCGGGCCCUUCUGCACAACGGGUUCUGGUUCCAGAAAUUCCUCAUCCUGGUCGGACUGUGCGCAGCAGCCUUUUUCAUCCCGGAUCAGCGCUUCAUCCAAACCUGGCACUUGGUUGGCGUCUGCGGAGGGUUUGCCUUCAUCCUGGUGCAGCUGGUGCUGAUCACGGCCUUUGCCCACACCUGGAACAAGAACUGGCUGACGGGGGCCGCCCAGGACAAGCGCUGGUACCUGGCCGUGUCUGUGGCCACACUGGGCUUCUAUGCCAUCGCCUCUGCCGCCUCUGCCCUCCUCUACAAGUUCUACACACAUCCAGGGGGUUGCAACCUCAACAAGGGCCUCCUGGCUGUCAAUGCAGGACUCUGCCUCCUUAUGUCCUUCACUUCCAUCACGCCCUGUGUCCGCUACAGGCAGCCACGCUCCAGCCCAUUGCAGGCCUCCAUCAUCUGCUGUUAUGUCAUGUACCUGACCUUCUCGGCGCUCUCCAGCCGGCCACCAGAGAAAGUGCAAUACAGGGGCCAAAACCUCACCAUCUGCUUCCCCGGUGUCAGCAAAGAUGGCAUGCAGACCGAAGACACUACGGUGGCUGUCCUGGGGGCAGUCUUCAUGUACGCCUGUGUCCUCUUCGCCUGCAAUGAAGCCUCACAGCUCGCUGGCAUGUUUGGGCCACUGUGGAUGGUCAAGAUCUACAGCUUCGAGUUUAAGAAUCCCUCCUGCUGCUUCUGCUGCCCAGAGAAGAUGGAGGAGGAGCUGGCAGGCCAGGAGCCCUCCCUGGCGGGGCAGAGGGUCGUCCACAACGAACACGACCGGGUAGUCUACAGCUACUCCACUUUCCACUUCAUCUUCUUUCUGGCCUCCCUCUAUGUCAUGAUGACCCUCACGUGCUGGUUCAGUUAUGAGAACGCUGAGCUGGAGACCACCUUCACGCACGGGAGCUGGUCCACCUUCUGGGUCAAAGUGGCGUCCGGCUGGGCCUGCGUCCUGCUCUACUUCUGGAUCCUCCUGGGACCGCUCUGCCUCCCGGACUCACGACCACAGAAAGGCAGCCGGCCCUUUCUGCGCAUCAUUCGGCGCAGGCGACGUGCACUCCACCGCGUCGGUGUUGCCACGUAGCGCUGGCCCAAGGUUCUGCUGCCUUUGCCUGCAGAGAUUACCCUGCGACAGAAGAGUGGGACCAACCCUGAGGCUCCCAGACAAGAGGCUGAUGUAGCCUGGGACUCACCACGCAUGCCGCCCUGGACAGUACGCCUGCCGGCGAGCUUCCAUCCAGCAUACAACAUGCCAGUUAAAAGUGAUAUCAAAGUCUAAUUUUUAGUAUGGAUCCAUCUCAAGUCUAAACAAUCUCUGGCCGCUGAACCUUAAUGCUGCCCAGCAGAGCUCUUUUGCAUAGUUUGCCAGGUUCUUGAGAAUCCUCAGAAUGCAGCUUCUUGUCUUUGAUGGGCCCCCAUGCAUAAUCUAAACACAUAAUCCGAAUGGGUUGCAGGGGGCUUCUGCAGAGGUUGUGGAGACAGAUGCUCAGCAUCACCGAAGCAGGAAGAAGAACGAAUGGGGGCUGUAGAAUCCCUCCUGCUGCUGUGGAAGGAGGGCAGCGCUGAAAUCACAGCUCCCUGGCUGACCCUUGGGACUCUUCCUGCUUUAUGACCUGUACACUACGUUCCAGCUCCUGGAGGAACCUCUAGUGCACCUGAAGGGCCACAGGAAGAGAGGGCUUGGCACUGAUUUCAAGGGCGAGGAGGUGGCGCUGCGCCACUUGGCAUGUGGAAGAGGACUGAUGGACAAGAGACAUUGUGGGGGGCGGCAAAGGGGGCUGUCGUCCCUCAGCCACGGUGCUCCUUCUGCAAUAAAAGCUCACUCAACUCCAUGGCUCCCCAGAUGUUUGUCUAUAGGUCCCUCCAAGUGUCCUUCCUUCUAUGGGAGGGCUGGGCAGGAGAGGAGGCAACAGGACUGGGGUGGACUGGAUGGCUCCCGGAGCCUGAGAGAUAUGGUGAUGUCAAAAGAUUCCUUCUAUAAGGUGAAGGUAAAAUUUCCCCUGACAUUGUCUAAUCAUGUCUGAGUAUGGGGUGGUGGUGCUCAUCUCCAUUUCUAAGAGCUGGUGUCGUCCGUAGACACCUCCAAGGUCAUGUAUUUUGAUUGUGCUUUUCCUACAUGGUAGAAGGGGGUUGGACUAGAUGGUCUUUGGGGGUCUCUUCCAACUCUGUGAUUAUAUGUCAAGGUUUUCCCUUGACAUUAAGUCUAGUUAUGUCCAACUGGUGGAUGGUACUGAUCUCCAUUUCUAAGUGUUAUGCUUAUCUCCAUUUCUAAGCUGAAGAGCCGGUGUUGGCCAUAGACACCUUCUAGGUCAUGUGGCCAGCAUGACUGCAUGGAGCGCCAUUAUCUUCCCACAGAAGCAGUACCUAUUGAUCUACUCACAUUUGCAUGUUUUUGAACUGCUAGGUUGGCAGAAGGUUGGGCUAACAGCGGGAUUCAAACCGCUGAUGUUUUGGUCAGCAGGUUCAGCAGCUUGGCGGUUCAACCCACUGUGCCACCAAUUUCUUCUAUAGGGAAAAAUAAAACUUGGGCAAAAUAUAUGUUUUCACUAUGGAUCUUCAAUGGCUUAUUCUAUUAUCUCACUGAACUGAUGAAAGGCUAAAGAGGAAGAGGAGCCAGAGAGAGGAUAAUACAAAAGGAGGGAAGAGAAAGAGAAGUCAUGUGGUCCCUGCCUGUCUAGAAGUAAUGGAAAUCACUCAUUGAUUAAUGCCAAAUAAUACUAAGUGAAGGGGAAAAUGAGAGAGGGAGACUGAUCUGGCCAUUCUGUCAUAGUAUCCGGUCAUGUGGAUACUACCACCAUAUAUCCACAGGACUGAAAUCCAGAAUUUCAUUUAUCUGCCUUCUAGUCAUUUUCUGGUGUGCAUCUGCCACAAGGUGACUAAUGAGACUCACUAGGGGACCUAAUGAUGGCUGCACAUGUGGGAUGCUGCUCAUCCCUGGGAAGUAACGAGAGAGGGGGCCAGGGGACGGUUCCAUCUUGUCUCCAGCAUAUGUCAUCCGCUGGGGUCUCCUCUCCCCUGCACUAACUGCUGUUCUGGGCCAGAGUGAAGAAAGGGGCAGGGGACAGUUUCACCUUGUCUCCUGUGCCAUGCUAAUAAUGGAAUAUAAUAUAUUG
Anolis sagrei ordinatus is the source of this 3569-nucleotide messenger RNA. It is a transcript of the gene SERINC4, whose product is annotated as serine incorporator 4. Gene Ontology annotation, cellular component: membrane. The record is from RefSeq and is a predicted model, not a curated record. Lineage: Eukaryota; Metazoa; Chordata; Lepidosauria; Squamata; Anolidae.